Molecule: messenger RNA, 1156 nt
Organism: Cryptomeria japonica (Japanese cedar)
Lineage: Eukaryota; Viridiplantae; Streptophyta; Pinopsida; Cupressales; Cupressaceae
Product: germin-like protein subfamily 3 member 2
Exons: 1
Coding region: 87-821 (244 amino acids)
Cellular component (GO): cell wall
Molecular function (GO): manganese ion binding
Source: RefSeq, a predicted model, not a curated record
AGACCUAUAAAAAGAAUAUCAAGAAGCUAUUAAAAGCGCAAUUGGAAGCAAUUCUAGGCCUCAACUAUUUCUGCUUUUAUUGGCGGAUGACUAAUAUUAUUGUUGGAACUCUGUUUGACAAAAGGCUUGUAGAACACCAUUUAUCUGUAAUGGCUAGUGGGCAAAUUAGUUUGAGAUAUCCAUUUCUUGUAAUUCUUGUUCUUGUGAUUUCUGCAGCAGCAGAUCCUGAUCCUCUGCAGGAUUUUUGUGUGGGAAUCCUCAAGCAAAGCGAAACCCAGGAUAUAAAUCUCAAUGGAUUGCCCUGCAAGGAUAUCAGGGAGGUAACUGUGGAUGACUUUGUAUACGAAGGAAUAAGAACGGUGGGCAAUCUAUCUGCUACUAAUACUGGAUUUGCUAGCACAUCUGUGAGUGUUGCCCAAUUUCCUGGGCUGAACACAUUAGGGAUGUCAGCUCUGAGGGCUGAUUUUGAGGAAGGGGCAGUGAAUGUGCCUCACCUGCAUCCCAGAGCCACAGAGAUGGUUUAUGUAGUGGAGGGACGCUUGUAUUGUGGGUUUAUCACCUCAGAAAACAAGCUAUAUGCCAAGGUCAUUCAUAAGGGGGAUGUGAUGGUAUUUCCAAGAGGGUUGGUGCAUUUUCAGAUGAAUGUGGGACAUGGGCCUGCUGUCCUUUUGGGAUCAUUCAAUAGCGAGAAUCCUGGAUCGUUGAAGCUUCCAUUCACUCUGUUUGGAUCAGGCAUUGAGGACCAUCUUCUUCAGAAAGCUUUUUAUCUUAGUAAAAAGGAAGUCAAAUCCUUGAAAUCCAAGUUUGGCCCUAAGGCCUAGAGGGUUUUUGCUAUGUAGUGGAUUUGUUAUUCAUACUAAGUCUUCAUCUAGCCAAAGAUGGAGACUUUAUCAGAAUAAUCUGUCUGUUAAUUUAUAAGGUCGGAUAUCUACCUCAAAGACCUCUCCUGAUACUUGUUUCUCUCUGUGUACUUUUGUAGUGAAGUAUCAAAGGCCUGGGUCUUGUGGAACAUCAUCUGUUAUAUAGGGAUAAGUAUUAACAUUUAAGAUUCAUCCUCAUCUUGCCAAUUGCAAUCCAUCCUUCAGAAGCCAACUUGCUUGUGUUUUAUACAAUAAAACAGAAAAUUUAAAACCAUUUUGCCCAAAUAUGGGUAGCA